UCGUACGUAGCCUGACCAACUUGCAUGUAUCAUUAAGGUGGCAACUACACAAAUUAAUGAGUCUCAAUAUUGUGUUUGCAAAUUGCAAUAUCUCAGAAAUCAAGUAAGAUGGGUUCUCUGGCCCGACCAAACUCACUCUUUUUUCGAACCAAAGGACCCGGACGUGCCCGGAAAGUACCAAGUGAGGUUUUGGCUUUUCAGCGUUCCAAUUCAAAUGGUUCAUUUCCCUCAUCAGAACAGCUUGAACUUGAAGCAAGCCAGAAGAACAUGGAAGCACCUGUUGUUGUAGUCACUGGAGCCUCCAGAGGCAUUGGCCGUGCAAUUGCACUUUCCUUGGGUAAAGCCCCAUGCAAGGUGUUGGUCAACUAUGCCAGGUCAUCCAUGCAAGCUGAGGAGGUUUCCAACUUGAUUGAGGCGUUUGGUGGACAAGCUCUUACCUUCGAGGGAGAUGUUUCAAAUGAGGCCGAUGUGGAAUCUAUGAUUAGAACUGCAGUUGAUGCUUGGGGAACUGUUGAUGUAUUGGUAAACAAUGCAGGAAUUACUCGAGAUGGUUUGUUAAUGAGAAUGAAGAAAUCACAAUGGCAGGAAGUUAUUGAUCUGAAUCUCACUGGUGUUUUUCUUUGCAUGCAGGCAGCAGCAAAGAUUAUGACGAUGAAAAAGAAGGGAAGGAUAAUCAAUAUUACAUCAGUUAUUGGUCAGGUUGGCAAUGUUGGACAAGCCAAUUAUAGUGCUGCAAAGGCAGGGGUAAUUGGCCUCACAAAAAGUGCUGCCAGGGAAUAUGCUAGCAGAAACAUCACUGUUAAUGCAGUAGCCCCUGGGUUUAUUGCAUCUGAUAUGACUGCCAAUCUACGACCAGGCAUUGAGAAAAAAAGAUUGGAAUUAAUCCCCUUAGGAAGACUUGGCCAACCAGAAGAAGUUGCUGGACUUGUGGAAUUCUUGGCUCUUAAUCCUGCUGCCAAUUACAUCACUGGGCAGGUGUUCACCAUUGAUGGAGGUUUGGCAAUGUGAGUCUCAGGAAUCUGUUUCCGUAUAUAGCAACUUGAACUUCUUUACUUCACAGUUCAUCUCAAAGGCCACAGAAUUUCAACUUCUGUCAUGGUGCUAGUUUGUUCUAUGCUGAUUUAUGCUCAAGCUAGUAAUACGUGGUGACUUAUUGUAGAAGUUUAGUUGAGCUUUUUAACAGGUUGCUUCUUGAGAUGAAUUCGACAUAUUGCUGCAUUUUGGUGACUCUUAUGGGUCACAUUACAUUUUACAUUUCCUGCAAUUUACCAAUUUUGGGCCUUAUCUUUCCCUAAUGAUGAGAUGCUUGCGGUCAUUUCGGAAUAAUUAUUUGAUGUUUCUGGGGGCCUGGAACGAA
Messenger RNA from Glycine soja, 1357 nucleotides. Its product is annotated as 3-oxoacyl-[acyl-carrier-protein] reductase 4-like. Lineage: Eukaryota; Viridiplantae; Streptophyta; Magnoliopsida; Fabales; Fabaceae. The coding region runs from base 109 to 1008 and encodes 299 amino acids. The record is from RefSeq and is a predicted model, not a curated record. Gene Ontology annotation, biological process: fatty acid biosynthetic process. Gene Ontology annotation, molecular function: 3-oxoacyl-[acyl-carrier-protein] reductase (NADPH) activity; NAD binding. The transcript has 10 exons.